UAAAACGUAGAAGAAGAGAGGGCUUUCCCGACCGCUAACUGCCUGUCACAUGUAAGAUAAUGGAUGCAAUUAGCUAAAGGUAGCUUAUUCGUGGGCUAAAUGCACAACAGACGGCCCUCUAUGGAUAUUUAUUGAACCAAUAUUUCAGUAGCAGUGACUACAGGGCUGUGCCAGACUUUGGAUGGAGUCAGCACCAAACUUUUUAUUGUCUUGUGUAGUCACAGCAAGGAACCUCAGGGUUCUGGAUUCGGGCCAUCCUGUACAUCAGCGAGGGAAGAAUGGUCAAAUAUUUCUGUAGUAACGCAGACAUCUGGAGUACAUGGGACCAUGUUGUCUCUGCUUUUUGGCAGAGGUACCCUAACCCAUUCAGCACCCAUGUUCUCACAGAGGACGUUGUGUACCGGGAGGUGACUGCGGACCACCGGCUCCUCUCCAGACGCCUCCUGAUGAAGACCAAUCGGCUGCCUCGCUGGGCAGAGCGGGUCUUCCCCUCCGGCAUGUCCCGCUCAGUGUACAUCAUUGAGGACUCCAUCGUGGACCCUGUCAAAAGGAGCCUGACCACCUACACCUGGAACCUCAACCACACAACGCUAAUGUCGGUUGAAGAGCGUUGUAUUUUCCAAGACUCCGAGGAGCAGCCGGCCACCACCCAGCUGAAACGGGAGGCGUGGAUAUCCUCAAACGUUUACGGUUUCUCCAGACCCAUUCAGGAGUUCGGAUUGGCCCGAUUCAAGAGCAACCAGGUGAAGGCCAUGAAGGGGCUGGAGUAUGCGCUGUCUAACAUACAUGGAGAGGUGCCCCAGUGGGUGCUCAGGGACACAGUGAAGGAGGCGUCAGAGAAGGCCAAGGAGGCAGCCAAGACCCUGGCUUCAGCUGCUUCCGCCCCACAGAAACCCCAGCAGCAGUACGUCUGACAGUUCUGUAUGAGGAGCAGCGCACAGGUGACACGAACUCAACACAGGCGACAUGAACUCAACACAAUGCCUUUUGAUCAUCUCGAUCGUUGUGACUGGACUGAAGUUUUCUGGGAUCUCUCUGAUCUCUCUUUGUUCUCCGUAUGAAGCUGCCUCUCGUCUCCACGGUUGGACUGUUCUCAUUUUCUUUCUCAGCUUUCUGUCUUGUUUGAAUCUCAGGUCCUGAGCCUCUGUCUGAAACAUAUUAUUGCCUUCGUGGAAACGUUCAGAUUGUGACCAGCAGCGUACUUGAAUGCUGUAACUACGUCAGGUACAAAUGCACAGUUUCAUGUCUUGCCAUAUAUGUUAUAUAUGUUUUUUUAAAUGUUAUUUUAAUUUAGUUCGCUUAUUUUUCAUGCAAAAUGAUAAAACUCUUCUCAAACAGUUUGGCACUAAAUUAUUGGUCCAAGCUGAAUCAGACCAAAUCAUAACACUGUGAAUGUGUAGUUGUAAUUAAGCUUAAGCAAGGAAGGACAAAGAUUAUGAUUGGAUGCUUGCAUGAAGAGGAUAAACUGUAUAUAAACAGUGAACCAUAUCCUAUUCCGGUCGAUUUCCUCAUUAUUUCUUCUUUGUCAUUUUCUGGGGUUGAGUCUUCUGCUGCUAUCAAACACAUCAUCACAUGACAGGCGAAUUCACAAAGAAUGGAUUGCGGCUACUGAUAGCACCAUGAAUUUAUAUUGUGUUGCAAACUCCCCCUUAAAGUUUUGAGUGCAAUUUGUCCUUCUUUGCAUGUGAUUGCAAUUUUCCAAUGUUGCAAAGUAUCAAUGUGUAGCUUUGCAAUAGAGGCUUUCCUCAAAACUUCUGGCAAAUAAUGUAAAGGUUACAGAGAAAAGCUGUACUUGGGAAAUACAAUCUCUCUGAAGAUGCUAAUACUUUAACCGUGUGCGGUUAUUAGCACUGAUCUUUGUGAAUUGGGCUGUUCUUGCAAUGAGGCUCAUUUGCAUGGAGAGAUGCCAAUUUUGCAUUAAAUCUUCUGCACAUUACCCAGUUUAAUAUGUUCAAAUUGCACAGAAGCACCAAGAUGUAACUGUACUUGCUUGCCAGCACAGUUAGCGGUGCACUUCAUCCUUUGUCGGUGUUUUGAAAAUGACACUGUUUCUUUUUUGUCUUCUUUGUGCAAGUGUAGUUUUUUUGUGAACUCGCCUGAGUACGUGUCACUACUGUUGGCACAUAAUGCAUGCUGUAAUAUCGCGCACAAUAAUAAAACCUUUGGUAUAAACGCUACAAGUUAGGAGCGGCUAGAACAGCCCGAAGUGAAGCUUUGAUAAUCGCAACAAACCAAAGUGACUUCUAUGGAAAAAAGUUUUCACAUUUCUGUGUUUAGAUUUACUCUGUAAAGUGAUUAUUCUUCUACUGUAUGACUGCGUACAUGAAAAUAUUUUAGAUGAGAUAAUUUCAACCUGCCUGUUGAUAUGAAGCUUAAGUAUGAAUGAAGAUUGUAAAUGAUUGUAAAGAGUUCAUGACUGCAUUCCUUUUUAGAUGGAAUUGUUGGAUUUUUGUUCCUAGACUUGAAUUAUAGUUAAAAAUGAUACUGCUUAUAUAUUCAUAUGAUGCAUUAUGAAGGAUUAUUUAGCAUUAAGCAUUCGUGAUAUGGAAUUCAUGUAGAUGUAUUUAAACCAGAUAGAAUGGUAAGUAAAACCAUUUGGACUUUAAGUGGAAGAAUAUUUUUGUUACUCAUUCAAAAACAUUUCAACCAACCCUGCAAGCUAAAGUCCAGUGUUUUGUUUCUGUCUUGUGUUACCUCAUUGUCAAAACAAGCUUAAAUAAAAUGUGAUAAGUUAUUGAUUUAA
Molecule: messenger RNA, 2743 nt
Organism: Centropristis striata (black sea bass)
Lineage: Eukaryota; Metazoa; Chordata; Actinopteri; Perciformes; Serranidae
Product: PRELI domain-containing protein 1, mitochondrial-like
Exons: 6
Coding region: 279-914 (211 amino acids)
Biological process (GO): phospholipid transport
Cellular component (GO): mitochondrial intermembrane space
Molecular function (GO): phosphatidic acid transfer activity
Source: RefSeq, a predicted model, not a curated record